UUAUUGCAUUUCUGCUUCCUUCAUCGGCCAACACGGGAUAAUAACACGAUCUAUAAAAGUCACCUGUCGUUCAUUUGAAAUACACGUUCUUUCCUCACAAGAAGUUGUAGCAGUGCAAAGAGAAAGACGCUUGCUCGCUUGGGGUGCAGAAACAGAAAAGUGUGACGCAAUGCCUUAUUUGUUCUGUAAAUAUUCAAAAUUUAGGUCUCAACUGUUGUAUUUACUUCACUGAUGUUUAAACCGGAACUGAUGGCAUUGGAGCUGAGCAGGUGAUCAUUUUAAGGUUUUACAAGGUGAGAAGCUCCACCUUUGGAGUAGACGUAGGUGUGAGUGCUGACUUCAGUUCAGGGGAGUGGCCGGCCGUGCCAAAAGCACUUUGGAUGGCGUCUUUGUACGCAACCUGAGAUCAUCUUUUAACUGCUUUGAGUGUGGAGCUACAAAUCUGACAAGUAGGGUGCCCGGAAUGGUCGCUGUCUUAAAAAAAAAGUGUGGUUGCAUUGUGGCAUCGUUGAAGCAUCAUAGCUUGUUUGAAGAAGUAUGGCGAAAAAUCCCAGUAUCUCUUCCUCAAAGGUGACUCGGGCUCACUGGAACAAACCCAGACACGGGAACAGGAUGGAUGAGCAGAGAUGCACCUUUCCACCCACACUCAAGACCGAGGAGGACUACAUUCCCUAUCCAAGUGUCCACGAGGUUUUGGGAAGGAAGAGCCCCUUUCCUCUCAUCCUUCUGCCGCAGUUUGGCGGUUACUGGAUUGAGGGAACAAAUCACGAGCUGGGUAAUAAUCCGGACCCAUCGGAGCCGCUGCGGACUUUGUCCCCGGACACCCGCACAAAGCUGGAAUGUAACGCAACGGCCACAUUCUACCGCAAACACUUUCUGGCAAAGGAACACUUUAAUUACUAUUCAGUGGACGGCGCCCUGGGACAUCUGGUGUUCUCUUUAAAAUACGACGUGAUCGGUGACCAGGAGCAUCUCCGACUAAUGCUUAGGACCAAGCAAAAAACAUACCACGAUGUCAUCCCCAUCUCCUGCCUGACUGAGUUUCCCAAUGUGGUCCAAAUGGCCAAGCUCGUCUGUGAGGAAGUCAACGUGGACCGCUUCUUCCCAGUGCUUUAUCCAAAAGCCUCGCGACUUAUUGUGACAUUUGAUGAGCACGUCAUAAGCAACAACUUCAAGUUUGGGAUCGUUUAUCAAAAGUUUGGCCAGACUUCAGAGGAGGAGUUAUUUGGCAAUAACCAAGAGAGUCCUGCCUUUGUGGAAUUUCUGGAGUUUCUUGGGGAGAAAAUUGAGCUUCACCACUUUAAAGGAUUCCGUGGAGGCUUGGACGUGACUCACGGCCAGACUGGCACAGAAUCCAUCUACUGCAACUAUGGCAAUAAAGAGGUCAUGUUCCACGUGUCCACAAAGCUGCCUUACACCGAGGGGGACACGCAGCAGUUACAGCGAAAGCGGCAUAUAGGCAACGACAUUGUGGCAAUUGUAUUCCAAGAAGAAAACACUCCCUUUGUGCCAGAUAUGAUCGCCUCCAACUUCCUCCAUGGCUACGUUGUGGUCCAAGUGGUCAACCCGUGUUCAGACAAUGUUCUUUACAAGGUGUCCGUGACAGCACGGGAUGACGUACCUUUCUUCGGUCCCGCCCUCCCAAACCCUGCUGUCUUCAAAAAAGGCCCUGAAUUCCAUGAAUUCCUUUUCACAAAACUCAUCAAUGCUGAAUACGCCUGCUAUAAAGCUGAAAAGUUUGCAAAGUUAGAGGAGCGAACGAGGUCAGCCUUGUUGGAAACACUUUACGAGGAGCUGCACGUGAACAGCCAGGCCAUGAUGGGUGUCGGGGGAGAUGAUGACAAGCUGGAGAAUGGUGGCGGCGGCGGCGGAGGAGGCUUCUUUGAGUCAUUCAAGCGGGUGAUACGCAGCAGGAGCCAGUCUAUGGACGCCAUGGGUUUUACUUUCAAGAAGCCGCACACGGUGCCGGCUAGCCUCAGCGGAAGCUUUAACCACUGCACACCCGCAGAGAGCCCCAAAUUCCCAGGGAUAUCAUUGCUUGUCCCAGGCAAAAGUCCCAGUAAAUAUGGACGUCGAGGCAGUGCCAUAGGAAUAGGAUCAGUAGAAGAGUCUUUGAUUAUUCCGGGGAAAAGCCCCACCAGGAAAAAGUCUGGUCCCUUCAGCUCCAGGCGAAGUAGUGCCAUCGGGAUUGAAAAUAUUCAGGAAGUGCAGGAGAAAAGCAGAGAGAAUUCCCCGAACACCCAAAAGACCCCCGACAGCGGCCACGUCUCUCAGGAUCAGAAAUCGGACAACUCAUCUAAUCAGAGCUCACCUGAGGCUCUCACCACCACCAAAAACAGGGCCCCAUCCAUCCCCGAGGCCAAUGACCUUUCGCGCUCCUCGUCAAACGCGAGCAGCUUUGCCAGCGUGGUGGAGGAAAACGAGGUGGUGGAGGAUUAUGACACGGGCAUGGAGAGUUUGUCAUCUGCCGGGACACCACACAAGCGGGACUCUCUCACAUACAGCACGUGGCUGGACGACAGUGCGAACAGCGCCAGUACCAACAGCCGCGGCAGCUCGCCAGGUCCUGCUAAAAGUGAGCGGGGGAAAGGAACAGACAUCCGCAUCAAACUCGAGCGACAUCAGUCGUCAUCGUUGAGUUGAGUUCACUGCCAUCGUACAGCGCUCGUAUCUCAGAACUGUUAGCUCGUCCCACCUGCACGCAUUGCGGAUUUCCAUCUCCAGCAUUCCCAUCAAUCACAGCCCCUCCGGGAGAUGAGCCAGUGCAGGCGUUGGCUAUGACCGAUGUGCCGAACACGGGA
Molecule: messenger RNA, 2801 nt
Organism: Syngnathus acus (greater pipefish)
Lineage: Eukaryota; Metazoa; Chordata; Actinopteri; Syngnathiformes; Syngnathidae
Product: RAP1 GTPase activating protein
Exons: 24
Coding region: 538-2643 (701 amino acids)
Biological process (GO): activation of GTPase activity; regulation of small GTPase mediated signal transduction
Cellular component (GO): cytoplasm
Molecular function (GO): GTPase activator activity
Source: RefSeq, a predicted model, not a curated record